Molecule: messenger RNA, 1166 nt
Organism: Galeopterus variegatus (Sunda flying lemur)
Lineage: Eukaryota; Metazoa; Chordata; Mammalia; Dermoptera; Cynocephalidae
Gene: LIME1
Product: Lck interacting transmembrane adaptor 1
Exons: 5
Coding region: 45-956 (303 amino acids)
Biological process (GO): regulation of MAP kinase activity; B cell receptor signaling pathway; regulation of non-canonical NF-kappaB signal transduction
Cellular component (GO): B cell receptor complex
Molecular function (GO): protein kinase binding
Source: RefSeq, a predicted model, not a curated record
CCAGUGCCCCUCCCUCUUCUGCCCCCAGGCCCUGGCUGCACAGGAUGGGGCCACACGUACCCUUGGCCCCUCCUGCUCUUUGGGUCCUAGGGUUCUUCACCCUGCUCCUCUGGCUGUGGGCGCUGUGCACAGCUUGCCACAGGAAGCGGGAGCAGAGGCAGUGGACCAGGCCACAGGGCAGUGAGAGGGAUGCACAAGUGUCACCGCUGAGACAGACCUACCUAUGCUCCCUCAGCAAGUCAGACACCAGACUGCACGAGCUGCACCGGGGCCCACGCAGCUGCAGAGCCCCGCGGCCUGCCAGCAUGGAUCUCCUGCACCCACACUGGCUGGAGGUGUCCAGGGACAUGACCGUCACACAGGCGGGACCCUCCGCCUUCCCACAGCAGGAGCUGCCCUGGGCCCCACCUGCUGCCACUGCCACCACGCCCUCCGUUGGCCCCGAGGCCACCUAUUCCAACGUGGGGCUGGCUACAAUCCCCAGGGCCAGCCUGGCAGCCAGCCCUGUGGUGUGGGCAGGGGGUUGGCUGACCAGCGGCUGUGCUGGGCCUGGGGCCAGACCUGUAGUGGCUGAGUAUGCCUGCAUCCAGAAGCUCAAGGGGACAGAUCGGUGCCCCCAAGAACCACACCAGGGAAAGACUGAGAUGAUGCCAGCUGCUCAGGUAGACAUCUUGUACUCCAGGGUCUGCAAACCUAAAAGGAGGAACCCAGAACUCACCACGGACCAGCCGGAUCCCAGUGGCAGGGGAGCAGUUCUGGCCCCAGAGAGUCCCUUGGCCUAUGAGGCCCUCCCACUCAGGGGCCUGGGCAUGGACAGCGGCCCCCUGGAAAAUGUGUAUGAGAGCAUCCGGGAGAUGGGGUUUUCUGAGAGCCGGGAGCCUCCCAGCUCUGUUAGUAUGAGCGGACAUAUUCAGGGCAUCAAGCCCCCCCAUCGCCUUCCACCUGUCUCCACCUAGGGAUGGGUUGGAGACCCUUCCCUGCUCUGAACACUCAAGUACAAAUGUUCCUUUCUCCGGAGUAAGGCCCACCCUCUCCGCACCGCUGACAGCAUAGAUCCCAGAUCCUAGGACUGCCAGUCUAUGAGGUCCUGGCAACAGCAGUGGCCAACCUCUCCGGGUUCUAGAGAAGGCCCGCGUCUAAAUAAAUCCCCAUGGCAGGAAGAUGAA